Messenger RNA from Penicillium argentinense, 963 nucleotides. Its product is annotated as YoaK family protein. NCBI's taxonomy places the organism in Eukaryota, Fungi, Ascomycota, Eurotiomycetes, Eurotiales, Aspergillaceae. The record is from RefSeq and is a predicted model, not a curated record. The coding region runs from base 1 to 963 and encodes 320 amino acids. The transcript has 2 exons.
AUGCCGAUGUUUCAAGGGUCUUCUCUUCUCCCUAGCAAAUCCCUAGCGAUGGAAGCGACGGACCUUGGCACACAUAGAGGCUUUUCCUCUCUCAAUUUCGAUGAUAUCGAAAGGCAGGCUCCUAAGGGUCCCCCAUUCACUAAAAGACCUGAAUCCUCCAACAUCAAAUGCCACGCCUUUAGCCGAGAUCUACCCCUCAGACAUACCCUUCGCGAUUACUUCCUCUCCGAAAUUGACACCACAUGGAGUGACCUCCCUCUGAUAGGCUGUGGAUAUGUGAGCGGCUUGAUCGACGCGCUAUCAUACAAUGCGUGGGGAAAUUUCUCGAACAUGCACACGGGUAAUACUAUUUUCAUCGCUUUAGGAGUGUCCGGGAAGCCCGACUCCCAACCUAUGCUGUGGGCCAAGGCUCUCGUUGCCGUUGUAGUGUUCCUACUCGGCAACGUUUUUUUCGUCUACGGCUCGCGAUACCUAGGUCCUCUCCGACGCUUCACCUUGAUUGUGUCUUUUGCCAUUCAGACAUCCCUCCUCGUCGGAGCCGCCCUUCUUGUCCAAGAACGGGUUGUUAGUCCCCGUCUGGACCAUCGGACUCCGAUUGACUGGCUUCAGGUUCUCGCAAUCUCGUUGAUUGCGUUCCAAGCUGCAGGUCAAAUUGUUGCCUCGCGAUUCUUGGCCUUCUCAGAGAUCCCCACCGUUGUUCUAACCGUUCUGGUCUGCGACUUAUUUAUUGACACCGAGCUAUAUCGGCGUCCCUGGAGCUCGAAUCCGAAACGAAACCGAAGAUUAGGUGCCUUACUCUCGCACUUUCUAGGAGCCAUGACUGCGGGUGGAAUGGCGAAGGAGACCGGGCUCGCAAGUGGCUUGUGGCUUGCCAUAGCUCUGAAGGCUUGUAUUACCAUAGGGUGGUUCUUGUGGAGGAGGAAAGGCUGGGACGGAUCGCACAUGUUAGGCAGUGCCCAGUAA